GCUUAACUGGUGCCUGCCUGCUUCUCUUUGAUUUGAUGGCCUUUAUUCUUUCUAAUUGGAUAAAAUAGGAAGUCACUGGCAGUCCUGGGUUGCUGGGGUACUGAUUUUACUCAGACCAUCCAGAGCUCUAGAGUGUGGAGAGAGAGUGGUGGGGGCUGGGAGAGAAGAGAGGAAAAAAGAAACAGAGACAUCUUUGGAUGAGGAGGUACAAGAGAGAGAGAGAAAGAGAGAGACUAUGAAGACAGGAAGGACCACAGAGAAAGAAAGUGAAUGAGCGCUCAAGAAGGACAAAGAGGAGUGGUUGGGGGGUGGGGAUGGAAGCAGGGCGGGGAAGGGAGUGACCGCCCCUCCUGGCCGCACUCUUCCCUUCUGAUCCCUCGGUGAGGAGACUGUUUGCAGUGAUGCUCAGAGGGCAGGCACCUGCUGCCCUGUAAUGAUUCAGCCUCUUUCAGCCGCUGCGUUAACACAACAGGAUGUUGUUGCUACUGUCACUACUGCCGCUGUUGCCGCCGCCGCUACUGCCACCGCCGCCACCACCGCUGAUCCUGCUUUUGCUUUUACUUCUCCUGCAUGACAGUUGUUUUCUUCAUCUAAGCAGACAGCAGCUUCAGAUGCUGGAGGUGAGAAACCUGCCUUUUAGUUUGGGCUACUGGUUUACUUAAUUGAACAACAAUCCGCUGGUUUUCUAUUUUGGUCGCUGUUCCUUUGACAAGCCAGGAUGGUUUGAAGAAGCAUUGAAAAGAACUAGAAAAGUGGCCCAGAAACAGCAGCUAAAGAAUCACAAUAUACUUUUAUUUGGUAGUUGUUAGAAGCUUUAAGAAAAAAAAAUUUUUUUCCUUCCUCCUUCUUGAACUCCUCUUGCUUUUGAUAAUGGCCUUGGACUUGGACUACUUAUCGAUUUCCACUUAUAAGAUGCUGUCUCAUUUGGUUGGGGGGGACUCUGCAUGGUAAUGGACCAUGAGAGAGGCCAGGCCUUCUGGAGGUGAGCCGAUGGAGAUUUAUUCCCCAGACAUGUCUGAGGAAGCUGCCGAGAGGUCCUCCAGCCCCUCAACUCAGCUGAGUCCAGACCCAUCUCUUGAUGGGCUUCCGGCAGCAGAAGACAUGCCAGAGACCCAGACUGAAGAUGGGAGAACCCCUGGACUCGUGGGCCUGGCAGUUCCCUGUUGUGUGUGCCUGGAAGCAGAGCGUCUGAGAGGUUGUCUCAACUCUGAGAAAAUCUGCAUUGUCCCCAUUCUGGCUUGCUUAGUUAGCCUUUGCCUCUGCAUUGCCGGUCUCAAGUGGGUAUUUGUGGACAAGAUAUUUGAGUAUGACUCUCCUACUCACCUUGAUCCUGGGGGGUUAGGCCAGGACCCUCAUGAUGCACUGGAUUCAACUGCUGCCUCAGCUGUGUGGGUAUCAUCUGAGGCUCACACUUCACUUGUCCCUAGGGGUCAAUCUGAAACUGAGGUUCAAAUUACAGUACAAGGUACCAGUGCUGUUGUAGCCUCUGAACCUUCAGCCACACCAACCCCGAAGAAUCGUAUUUUUGCUUUUUCUUUCCUGCCAUCCACUGCACCAUCCUUCCUUCCACCCACUCGGAACCCUGAGGUGAGAACACCCAAGUCAGCAAUUCAUCCACAAACAACAGAAACUAAUCUCCAAACUGCUCCUAAACUUUCUACAUCUACAUCUACAGCUGGGACAAGCCAUCUUGUAAAAUGCGCAGAGAAGGAGAAAACUUUCUGUGUGAAUGGAGGCGAAUGCUUCAUGGUGAAAGACCUUUCAAACCCCUCAAGAUACUUGUGCAAGUGCCCAAAUGAGUUUACUGGUGAUCGCUGCCAAAACUACGUAAUGGCCAGCUUCUACAGUACGUCCACUCCCUUUCUGUCUCUGCCUGAAUAGGAGCAUGCUCAGUCGGUGCUGCUUUCUUGUUGCUGCAUCUCCCCUCAGAUUUCACCUAGAGCUAGAUGUGUUUUACCAGGUCUAAUAUUGACUGCCUCUGCCUGUCGCAUGAGAACAUUAACAAAAGCAAUUGUAUUACUUCCUCUGUUCGUGACUAGUUGGCUCUGAGUUACUACUAAUAGGUGUGUGAGGCUCCAAAUGUUUCUGAAGUUGAUAUUGAAUAAUGUAAUACAAAAUGAUAGUCAAUAUCAAACAGUGAAAUGACAAUAAAGGCAUUUAAAAGUCUCAGUUUUAUUGAUAAAAUAAAAAUCAUUCCACUAAACAGUCCAUCUUCUUUAUAAAAUGACAACAUUCAGAAAAGGAUGUUGCUAAAUUGUAAUCCAUAUACAACUGAAAUGAUGGUAAGUUAAUUUUGAUUGACAAUGUGUUAUUUAUAACAAAUAAACAUAAUAAAAAGAGUUCAGGUGUUUCUCUUCAUUAACCAAA
This is a messenger RNA of Chrysochloris asiatica (Cape golden mole), 2367 nucleotides long. It is a transcript of the gene NRG1, whose product is annotated as neuregulin 1. Gene Ontology annotation, biological process: animal organ development; cell differentiation; activation of transmembrane receptor protein tyrosine kinase activity. Bases 958 to 1881 code for a protein of 307 amino acids. The transcript has 3 exons. The record is from RefSeq and is a predicted model, not a curated record. Gene Ontology annotation, molecular function: protein tyrosine kinase activator activity; chemorepellent activity. Lineage: Eukaryota; Metazoa; Chordata; Mammalia; Afrosoricida; Chrysochloridae.